GGCACCACAUAUUCUUCAAUCGUGCCAGAAAAACAAUCGCACUUCACAUUAUUGGACAUUCCGGACCCCCCUGGCAUGCCCCUAGUAAUGGGUUUUACCUCACGUUCUGUGAACCUUUCUUGGGCUCCGAGCAUCAACAGCCAAAACAGUCCCAUCCUGCAUUAUAUCGUCCACGUGAGGGAGGGAGAGUCUGGAAAAUGGAAUAGUGCCGACGAUAUUGUGACACCGAACAACAAGACGUAUCAUCAAGUCAUCAAUCUUAAACCUUUCACUGUGUACUCUUUUCGGGUUUUAGCAGUGAACGAUAUUGGUGCAAGUAGGCCAAGCAAGCCUUCCUACUACACCGUUACUCUCAGGGAAAAACCAGAAGGUAAGCCUACUAUUACUUCAGCACAGAAUAAAAGCAGCUCAUCUAUUCACCUCCAAUGGAUACCGCCACCAAAAGAAACAAUUCAUGGAGAAUUUCUUGGCUAUCGCAUCCUCUACAAACCACGAAAUAAUGAAAGACUACAAAGAGAAGUCAUCCUACGAGAGCCUCAUAUAAGACAUUACACGAUAAGAAACUUGGACACUUUCACACAAUACUUGAUUUCAGUUCAAGUGUUCAACCCAGAAGGACGUGGUCCACCUGUUACAGUAGCUGUAAUGACUGAUGAAGGAGUUCCAAGCCCACCUCGCAACUUUUCCCUAGUGUGGAUCUCCAACAACACAGUGCGGCUCCACUGGGAAGAACCAGACCAUCCCAAUGGAAUAAUACUAGGUUACCACAUAUACUACUUACAACCUGCUCGAAACUUGACAGAAAUAGAAAAAGUCUUAAAACCGUUGCCAGUUAUGGAUUACUUAUUAACUAACUUACAACCCUACACUGAAUACAUCAUCUGGUUGAAGUCUUUCACUUGGAAGUUUGAAGGCCAACCUAGUCAAAAGUUAAAACUACGUACAGAUGUGCAAGGUCCAAGUGCUCCACACAUUUCCAAUUUAACUUGCCCAACUCUGGAUAGCCUCUUUCUGCAGUGGGAACGUCCUCAAAAGUAUUAUAACCAGAUAGAUUAUUAUUUUGUAUACUAUCGCUCCGAACAUUCAUGGAAGUUUGAAGAAAUUGCAUUGGAAGUUUCACAUGACAGGAUUGAUCAAUCAUUGGUCAUUCCUAAUCUAACAGCCAACACCAUGUAUGAAAUAAAGGUUUGUGGAGCAACUCGAAGUAUUAUUGAGCCAAACAAACUGUAUAAGGGUUAUUUUUCUGACUCUCGAAAGGUGCUUCUCCUCAGCAAGUGUCAAACAUUUACAAAUUCUCCAUUUGUGCAGUCAAAUGUCAGUGCUGGUUUGAUAGCUGGAGUUGUCUGUGCUUCAUUUGCUUUUCUUUUGGCUAUUGUGUCUAUCACACUCUGGAGAAAAUAUUUCCAGGUUGCGUAUUAUUACCUUGACGACCCCCCAGGCAAUAGAGCCUCCCCUCAGUUAUCUGAUGCCUUUGAUGACUUAGAUUAUCCAUCAAUACCAGUUUACAAAUUUGCCAAACAUGUAGCAGACUUACACGCUGAUGGAGACAUAGGAUUUUCUAGAGAAUAUGAAAUGAUCCAACAGACAACUGACAUCAACUUUUCCUCAGAAUUCUCUCAAUUGAAUGAGAACAAAAACAAGAAUAGAUAUGUCAACAUCAUGGCUUAUGAUCAUACCAGAGUGGUACUGAAACCACUUCCUGGACAAAAGAAGUCUCCAGAUUACAUUAAUGGAAAUUAUAUUGAUGGUUAUGGAAAGUCAAGGGCUUAUAUUGGAACUCAGGGACCAUUGCCAUCUACAUUUGAUGAUUACUGGCAGAUGAUUUGGGAACAGCGGGUCUACAUUAUUGUUAUGAUCACAAACCUUGUGGAAAGAGGAAGGAGAAAAUGUGACAUGUACUGGCCCAAAGAAGGAAUGGAAACAUAUGGUGUAAUUCAAGUUAAGUUACUUCAUGAGUUGGUAAUGGCAACUUAUACACUUCGAACUUUCAACGUGCGAAAUGUUAAAAUCAAGAAGAAACACUAUGCAGACAGAACUGUGUUACAGUACCACUAUACCAAUUGGCCUGACCAUGGUGUUCCCGAUCACCCUUUGCCUGUUCUGAGCUUUAUUCAGAAGUCAUCUUCAGCUAAUCCUUCAGAUGGUGGCCCCAUUGUAGUCCACUGCAGUGCUGGUGUUGGGCGAACAGGAACCUACAUUGUUAUUGAUGCAAUGUUGAAACAGAUUAAACAUCAACAAACAGUGAAUAUUUAUGGUUUUCUAACCCAUAUUAGACAACAGAGGAACUAUUUGGUGCAAACUGAGGAACAAUAUGUUUUUAUCCAUGAGGCCAUACAAGAGGCCAUUGAGAGUGGAGAAACAGAAGUUUUAAGUCAUAACAUGCAGGCAUAUAUCCUGUCUUUACUGACAAUAGAGGGUGCUGAUGGAGAGAAGGGUUACUGUCCACUUAUAGAAAAACAGUUUAAGCUCAGAAUAAGGUUGAGGGAUCGGUUCUUUCCUUUGUUACAUGGCUUCAAAGCAGAAACAACGUUGAAAUCUUUGGCUCGGAAAGAGGUCACCAGCUGCAUAACUCCAAAACCUGGAACAGAUGGAUCAGACUAUAUCAAUGCUACUUUUCUUAUGGGCUUCAAUAAGAUGAGAGAGUUUAUUGUAACCCAACACCCUACAUAUGACACAGUGAUUGACUUUUGGCAGAUGGUUUGGGAUCACAACACCCAAACAAUAGUGCUUUUAUCAUAUAUAGAUGAAAAUGAGUAUCCAAGUUUCUGGCCAGAAAAAGAUCAAGAAUCAGUGUACAGUACAUUUAAAGUCAAACAAGCAGAAGAAUCAUACCAAGGUUGUUUUAUCACUCGAGAUUUUAUCCUUCAAGCCCUCCAGGAUGAGUAUGAAGUCAUGUGUCGAGUUAUCCAGUGUUCUGGUUGGCCUGAGAUUUGCUCCCCCCUCAGCUGUGUAUUUGAUCUAAUCUAUCUAGUCCAGGAAUGGCACCUUGAGUAUCAGAAUGGCCCAAUGAUUGUAAUUGACAGGUAUGGAGGUACUGAGGCUGCAACUUUCUGCUGUCUGACAACACUCUUCAAACAGUUACAAUAUGAAAACAGAGUAGAUGUGUACAUGUAUGCUAAGUUGUACCAUAUGCAUAGACCAGGAAUUUGGAAAACCCAGGAUGACUACUACUUUCUCUAUCGAGCACUGGAAAGUAUCAUUGACAACAGAAUUCCAGAGGAAAUAGAUCCCUUAUUCAGCAAUCAACAGAUUGAAACUAAUGGUCACGUAAGAAGUAAUGGAGAUGCUUUUAGAGUAAAUGUUGCUUCAGUUUCACUGUGAACAAAUAACCACACACACACACAUAUAUAUUGUUUUGUUUAUGAGGAUCACCAACUCUCAUAUAGUUGUUUUUUUUUAAUCAAAGGAUGAUCCAAAAAGUAUAUGUAUGUAACUGUAAGAUAACACAGGAAAUAGAUCAAUGACUUCAUAGAUGUUAACAAACUUUAAAAUGCUCAGUAAUGGUUAAUCCAAAUAAAAAAAUUGAAAUUAAAUGUUUUUAUGUGUACUGUUAAGACAGUUGAGAUUAGAUUUGCUCAAGAGCCAUAAAUGGUGUCGCUGUUAUGGUAGUGUUAAUACAAUGGGAUACAAGCUUUUAAAAAGGUGUAUUUUUGUUUGUCAGUAUUUGUUAGUAGUCUUUUUUUUUUCAUAAUUUAUUAAUAAGUGCUUAUAUGUGUAACUUGAAUUAUACUCUCUUUUUUUCUGAAAGAUAUAUUUAUUUAUUGAUACACUUGCAAAGUCUUGAAAGAGUUGUAUUAUUUAUUUUAAAAUAUAAUAUGCUCACUGAUUAGUUUGCAGUUGUGACCAGUGGCAACAGAACUGAAAAUAGAAAGUUUGUUGAUUACUUUACAAAAACAAAUUACUUAAUUUGCUGUAGGUGUGAAUUAGCCAUUUUUAGUAUGCUUAUUUCUUCAUAUAUAACUAAGAAAGAAGUUCAGAGUCCAUCAGGACAUCAGACAACACAGAAAAGUAUUAUAUAUAUUUCAAGAAGUAUGUAGUCAACGAGGACAUUAUUGUUAAAAGGUUUAAACUGAAGAGAGCUUCCAGCUUAAGAGUUUUAUGUACAGGGAGAGUAAUAAAUAGCAUAGAAUAUGUGUGCAAUUUGAUGUUAAUGAUACUAAAUCAUUAAAAUAUUGAAUAGUAAUUUAGACCCACUCCUUCUAUAUCAUCUGUACAAAGUUCAUAUUAGAAAGUUAUUAUCAGUUCGUUUAUCACUGUUGCACUCUAAGUAGAGUUGAUUAGAAACAGUAGUUUUUGUCAUCAAAGAAAAUAAAAAAAUAAAAUGGGAGCAAAACAAACAUUCACAACUAGAAAUAGUUUCCUAUUAUUAAACCUAUGGCAAGUGUUUGUACAGGUUACUAUAAAACUUUCAUAUAAUAGUCACAGCUAGGAUUUCUGCAUUGAAACCCAACAUAGUUGAUCAGGAUAGUUCUAGAAAGUUGUUAUUGUGAAAAAAACAGUAAAAGAACGUUUUCUUACUUUCUUUAUACACUAUAUCAAGUUUCAAUGUAAAAUGUAUUAAUGAAACAUUUUUAAACUGUUGCUUGUUAAUUCUGGUUUUCAGACCUAUUGCAAUUACUAAAUGAAUAUAUUCUCUUCAAUAAACUUUAACCACGUUAUCUUGAUUUUCAGGUUAUGUGGUUAUAAAAAAACAAAUAGAAUCUGACAAUAAACUAGUACUUAAUCUAAUUAUAUAGAUGAGAUUCAUUACUAGCCUAGAAUUCAAUCAAAAUAAGAUGAUAUUUUGAACAAUAUGAAAAAAACACCGGGUGAAUCGUACUCAGUGAAGAACAACUUGUAAACAAGCUGAUUACUGCCUUACAUGUACAUAAUACAAAAUGAACAAGACUGUAGAAAUAACCAUCCUGGAAGAAGACUGGACUGGUUGUGUUUAACAUUGUAAGUCUUCAUCCUAAAAGAAAAAAAUGUAAAGUUUAAUUGAAAAUAAGUACAGUCCAAGUCCCGGUGAGAUUCCAAUGAAGAGAAACAGGUAAUUAAUAGAUACAUUUGAACUUAUAAAGUUCAACUUAUCAUUCCUGAAUAUUUUCUACUCAAGUUUUCAUAAGGUUUACUUCUUCUUGUCUCUCUUCAGUGACUUGUUUAUAAGUGAUGUACGAUACUAACAUGUUGUGUUGCUGUUGUACUGUUUAACUGUUAUUUAGGAGUAAGAAUUUUCAUAUUUUAUCAGUUGAUGUUGAUUACAUUUGGGGAUAAUGUUUACUUGUUGCAAAUAUAAUUGCUAGAAUCUUUAUUAUAGAAUACUAUGUAGUGUUAAUGAAAGUUGACGAUGUUUUGUUUUAAAGCAUCAUUUUUAAAGAUUUCUUGUGGGCUCAUGUAAGAUAUUUCCUCAUUUUUUGUAGCUGUUACUCAUUUUUCUGUGUGAAUGUUUAUUAGCUCCUAGAUUAUUUAAGUCAUUAGUAUUGUGUAGAAUUACAGUACAGAAAGUCUCAAAUAUUUGUAAAAGUUAGGUAUUUAAGAUAUCAUCUGUUACUGCUUUCCACACACUAAAAAAAACUACCACCCUUACUAAAGUGGGCCCCCUCGUGGCUCAGCAGAUAGCCUAUGACACUAAAAUUCAGGGUUUGAUUGCUGCAAUGACCACAUCACAAAUAAUCCAUUGUGCAGUUUUGUGCUUGACAAAAAAUAAAACAAUUAUUAAUAAAUUUUAUUUCCAAUUGAGGCAAAUUUUUCAAAUGAUGCUAUUGUGUUACUUAUAAAUCUACUAGAAGAAUUUAAAAGCAUUAUCUCAAAAAA
Messenger RNA from Limulus polyphemus (Atlantic horseshoe crab), 5793 nucleotides. RefSeq names its product tyrosine-protein phosphatase 99A-like. The transcript has 24 exons. Gene Ontology annotation, molecular function: protein tyrosine phosphatase activity; protein binding. Gene Ontology annotation, biological process: protein dephosphorylation. The annotation marks the transcript as partial. The record is from RefSeq and is a predicted model, not a curated record. Lineage: Eukaryota; Metazoa; Arthropoda; Merostomata; Xiphosura; Limulidae.